Rotaria sordida is the source of this 2790-nucleotide messenger RNA. NCBI's taxonomy places the organism in Eukaryota, Metazoa, Rotifera, Eurotatoria, Philodinida, Philodinidae. The record is from the annotation of a GenBank genome assembly.
AUGGCAUUGAGCGAUCUCGUACUUGAUUUUUACGAGAUAACCAAUGCAAGUCGAGUUGAUAUGAGUGAUUUUGAAUUACUCAAAGUACUUGGCACGGGAGCUUAUGGUAAGGUAUUUCUCGUGCGUAAAAUAACCGGUGCCGAUAUAGGAAAAUUAUAUGCAAUGAAAGUUUUAAAAAAAGCCGCGAUCUUACAAAAAGCUAAAACAGCUGAACAUAUUAAAACUGAACGACAAGUUUUAGAAUCUAUUCGUCAGAUUCCAUUUUUGGUUUCACUUCAUUAUGCAUUUCAAAGUGAUGCCAAACUUCAUCUUGUUAUGGAUUAUGUAAAUGGAGGAGAAUUAUUUACACAUCUUAAUAAACGACAACAUUUUACUGAACAAGAUGCGAAAAUUUAUAUUGCUGAAUUAACACUUGCUCUUGGACAACUUCAUAAACUUGGCAUCAUUUAUCGUGAUAUAAAACUUGAGAAUAUAUUACUUGAUAGUGAUGGUCAUAUUGUUCUAGCAGAUUUUGGUUUAAGUAAAGAAUUUCGACCGGAUGAUGCUGAUAAACGAACAUAUUCAUUUUGUGGUACUAUUGAAUAUAUGGCACCUGAAGUUGUUAAAGGUGGCGAUGCUGGACAUGAUUUUACGGUCGAUUGGUGGAGUCUCGGUGUUCUUACCUUUGAACUCUUAACUGGUGCAUCACCGUUUACUGUUGAUGGUGAUAAAAAUACUCAACCGGAAAUCUCCAAACGAAUCAUUAAAAAUCAACCAUUAAUACCAAAUCACAUCUCAAAAGUGGCAAAAGAUUUUAUACUUAAACUUUUAAUAAAAAAUCCUAAACGUCGUUUAGGUGCUAAAGGUUUAGAAGAUGUUAAACGUCAUCCAUUUUUUGGAUCUGAUAUGGAUUGGGAUGCUAUUGCACAAAAACGUGUUCCAGCACCAAUUAAACCAAAAAUAAAGGAUGAAAUGGACACAAGUAAUUUUGCUGAUGAAUUUACUCGUUUACCAUUAACAGAUUCACCUGGAUUGGCACCACCAACAGAAAGUCUUUUUCGAGGAUAUUCAUUCAUUUCACCAACUGUUCUUUUUGGUCUGGAAAAUGCUGUUAAUGAAGAUUUAUAUAAUCUUCUUCGUCUAACAAAUCAUCAAAGACCUGAUCCAUCACAACUUCAUCGAUUGAUUAAAACAAGUCCAUUUUUUCAAAAUUACGAACUAAUUGAUCGUGAAGGUUUUCUUGGCGAAGGAAGUUAUUCAAUCUGCCGUCGUUGUCGAAAUCGUCGAACACAAGAAGAAUUUGCUGUUAAAAUAGUUUCAUUACGACAAGAAGUUGAUACACAAAAUGAAAUCGAACUUUUACGUUUAUGUCAAGGUCAUGCUAAUAUUGUCAAAUUACAUGAAGUAUUUAAUGAUGAGCUUCAUACAUAUAUCAUAAUGGAAUUAUUAACGGGUGGAGAAUUAUUUUAUCGAAUUCGUACUCAAGCAUCAUUUUCCGAAAAAGAAGCCAGUCAAUUAAUGAAAAAACUUGUUUCAGCUGUUAAUUUUAUGCAUAGUAAUGAUUUAUGCCAUCGAGAUCUUAAACCAGAAAAUUUAUUAUUUUCAUCUCCAAAUUCGAAUGCUGAAAUAAAAAUAAUCGAUUUUGGUUUUGCUAAAAAACGUACUAAACAUCAACCAAUGACAACACCUUGUGGAACACUUUUAUAUACCGCUCCUGAAGUUCUUCGUGCCGCCACAUCAUUUAAAGAUUCUCAUUCAUCAUCACUUUCAACUUCAUCGUCAUCAUCCUCAACGAGUACAACAAUUGCUCUUGUACCUUCAACAAUAACAAAUUCAAGUUCAGUUGCCUAUGGUUAUGAUGAAUCAUGUGAUUUAUGGUCUCUUGGAGUUAUUUUAUAUACAAUGUUAAGUGGAGAAGUUCCAUUUAAUUCUAUAACAACUCAUCGUACAGCUGAAGAGAUUGUUGAAGAUAUAACACGUUCGAAAUUGUCAUAUGAUUCUACUGCAUGGAAAAAUGUCUCACAACCAGCGAAAGAUCUUGUUAAAGGUUUAUUAACUGUUGAUCCAUCAAAACGAUUGACAAUUAAAGAUUUAACAAGAAAUACAUGGCUUCGUGGUUCAAGUCAAUCAACAACACAUGAUCAUCAACAACUUUUACUAACACCUAAUAUCCUUUCUCAAGCAUCUCGAUCGCUUAUUGUUCGCGCUGUUAAUAUAACAAUGCGUGCAUUUCAAAAAGCCGGUCAAUUUCAAUUAUCAUCUGUAACUGAUGGACUACUUGCACGACGUCGUCAUACAAAAAAAUCUACGGAUUCAUGUUCAUCAACAUCAAGUUCAACGACAACAUCAACAGCAGCUGUUGUACCAACUAGUAUUCCUCCUUCAACAUUACCACAUACUCGUCGUUUAUGUGGCAAUGGUGUAUGCCGUUGUCGUCAUGCGCCAUGUCCACCAACGAAUGAUUCGUCUUCUUUAUCUUCAUUUGACUUUAGCGAUGAAAGACUCUCGCAAUUAAUUGAUCAAUAUCCAUUAACAACAACAACACCAAAACGAUAUGGAAUGACAUUGAGAUCACGAGCAACAGCUGCUACAAGUGGCAUUACACAUGAAUUUGCUUCUCCUGCUCCACCUCCACCAUUACUUGUACCUUCUUUAUCUUCUUCUUCAUCUUCUUCUUCAACAACUACAGAUGUACUUCCUUCAUCUAAUAUAACUGGUGAGAAACGUCCAUUAACAUCACCUAUUCAUCAUUCAUUAACACCGGCUAAUAAGAAACUGAAACGAUCGGGUACUAUCACUAUUGAUGAUUAG